UCACCCUUCAAGCUUGGCCAAUUUUUGCGCAACUCUGUGGCUCCGGGCUGGGUUUGCUCAACAAAGCAUUCUCAACCUCAACUUCAACCUCUGACCAUUUCACGGCGGGCCGUCAUCUUCACCAGUGCGACACCCCCUACGACGUUCCCCGCAUUAUGCCACGAGUUUUAGACCCUUCACCCGUUAUUCUACAACAUGCGCCUGUUGCGCCACGACGACCGUUGAAACGAACUGCGUCCAUUGCUUCGUUGCCCACUCCUCCCCGCUCUGGGGACACCAAGAAAAGACAAAGAAAAGAAGUGCCCUCUGGAGAGGAUGUAGAAGAAGGAUCGGAGAGCAGUUUGAGCGAAUAUGAGGAGAGGCCUAUUAGCAAACUUGUCUUCAAGUCCAAGACCAAGACCAAGGGCAAGACGGUGACGACGACGGUCACCAAAACCAUCGUUGUCGAUUUGGAAGCUGAGAAGGCUGCUGAAGAUUUGUUCUGGUUAGGAGGUUCGGCCGACAAGAAGGAGGGGGGCCCGUCAACAGAGCUCAAGGACAAGGAGAAGAGAAAGGCUUCAUCGACAACGGGUAGCUUACCCCCUUCUCCACCUCUUUCUCCAGUCAAGGAAACGCGUUCAAAGGUUCAGAUACCCCGCCCUGCGCUCAAGCGGACUGCAACCGCCUCCUCGUCUGACGGCGAGUUGCUUCCUAAUCCUGAUGGGGAUGAAGACGGACCGAUUCGAGACUCGCCACGUAACGUCUUUCUUGUGAAGAAAAAGGGAGAAGAUCCCCCAAAGCCAACACAAGACGAGGAUGAAGAAGAAGAGCUCGAGGAGGCACCCACUGUUUCCUACGUAUUUCGUGGAAAGCGACAGGAAUUCCCCAACCCUCUUUAUAACCUUCCAAGCGAGGCCUAUGACCGCGCCAAACUGCCGACUUCACAUCCAGAAUUUAGUCCGUUACCGACAGUCAAACGCACACGGCUAUUUGCCAAAGAGCUGGAUGAAAAGGACGUAAAAGAUAAGAAGAGAAGAAGGCGACAUAGUGCAAGUCCGGCAUCCUCUCCUUCUUCAUCACCCAGUCGGCCAAAACGCAAAGCGACUACAAUCAAGAAACCAAGACAUACACCUCAGAAUACACCUUUGCCACCCACUCUAAUCAUGAACCUUGCUACGCUCGAAGAUAUAGUAACCGCGGCAACUACAAUACCAGAUCAAGGAGUCUUGGCCCAAGGUCUUAAAUCGUUCCUCAAACGCGAUGUCGCCGAAGCCAUUCUAGCCUCAUCAUUGCCAAAUAAUGAAGAUCCUCUAGCAGUUUUAGAUCCUCGUUCAAAUACUAUUGGAUAUAUUUACAUCUUGUACGUUAUUCGCGUCUUGUUGAGCAUGGCGUCUGCACGAUUAGAACAAUCUGGAUCGGGUCCAGGGUUGGUGACUCAGAUCUUGAACUUUUGCGAAAACUUUCAAUCCAAUGCACUGGCGUACGUCCCGGAACGCGUCAAUGUUUUCGUGAUGAGACUCUUAAGUCAACCCAAU
Molecule: messenger RNA, 1514 nt
Organism: Acaulospora colombiana
Lineage: Eukaryota; Fungi; Glomeromycota; Glomeromycetes; Diversisporales; Acaulosporaceae
Source: the annotation of a GenBank genome assembly